Molecule: messenger RNA, 2238 nt
Organism: Diaporthe citri
Lineage: Eukaryota; Fungi; Ascomycota; Sordariomycetes; Diaporthales; Diaporthaceae
Exons: 3
Coding region: 1-2238 (745 amino acids)
Biological process (GO): trehalose catabolic process
Cellular component (GO): fungal-type cell wall
Molecular function (GO): carbohydrate binding; alpha,alpha-trehalase activity
Source: RefSeq, a predicted model, not a curated record
AUGGUGUCUAAGCCGCUGUUCCUUGCGGCGCUCUCGCUGUUCAGCCGCGGCGCUGCCGGCGCCGGUCCCUUCGAUGUCACUGCAGACCAUGUGGCGUGGGACGAUACGACGUACACGCUCACUUCGAGGCGGCCUUACCCAGGGUCGUACCAGGCCUGGCUUCCCCAGUCGAACGGGUACAUUGGCCUGGCCCAGGGCAGCCUUGGUCCGUUCCUCGAGGCCAGUAGGAGCAACGAGAGCACGGGCUGGCCGUUGUUUGGCAGCCCUCGGCUGACGUUCGCCACUGUCACCGGAUUCUGGGACGAUGAACUAGAUGGGGAGAGCGUCGUUGCCGGUAUUCCCCACUUCACUGACCUUCUCGUCGGUGCAUGUGGGAGUACAUUGAAUGGAACUGCUGAUGUUUCGGAGAUAAGUGACUUCAAAUCCACCCUGUCUUUCUCCACGGGCAUCGCGACUUGGGAUUAUGUGUGGUCGCCGUCAGCAUGCCCGGAAAAUGUUGCGUUGAGAAUCUCAUACGAGGCGUUUCUGUCACUGGACGAGCGUCAGAUUGGAGCUGUGAAGCUGUCAGUCAGCAGCAACUCGAGCGUGGAGAUCCUGAUUACGGACAUAUUGGACGGGCACAGCGCCGACCGGACUUUGGACGCAGAGCCUAGAUUCUUCCCACCAAAGCGAGCCAUACUGACAUCUGUCAAACCCAUUGGCGUCGACGAUAUCACCGCCUACAUCUACUCAACAGUACGAGGCGACCUGCCGCAGUACCAGAAGGGCCUCUCGUCCGACCCUGACACGAAGUCAAUCUCCCAGAGUUAUAGUGUGAGGCUUGAUCCCGCUGUGAAGGCCGGUACAGCAAGCUUUGUCAAGUAUGUCGGGGUCGUGUCAACCGAACACUCCUCUGACGCCAAAGCCCUGGUAAUCAAGGCAGUCGAUCGAGCUGCCACAACUGGAUGGGAGGUCCUCCGCUCUGCCCACACGGCACAGGUCUCCCUGUUGAUGCACAAUGACUUUCUCGCUGACUUCCGAGAUCCGGCCACGGGCGCCCUACCCGAAGACAGCGACGUUCGCUCGCUUCAGAUAACGGCCAUAACCUCUGCCUACUAUCUCUACACGAGCCUCAUGCCCCAUGAUAAUUCCAAUGCUGCGCUCUUCGACCUCGAGUUGGGCUGCGCGUUCUGGACGUUCCUGCUCCAGUACCUCCUGCCAUAUGUCCGCGCCCCCUGGUACCAGUUCACGGAGCCGCAGAACGACGACACCAACACUAACACCAACGUCGGGUCCGAUCCGCUCAACGACAAGGAGCCCCGGUUCUUCUCCGGCGGCACGAGCCCGGCAUUCCCGUUCAUGACGGGCCACGGAGAGCUGCUGCAGGUCAUGACGGCGGGCUUCCUGGGCGUGCGGACCACGGACGUCAACCUGGUGCUCAACCCGGCGCUGCCGCCGCAGUUGGCGCACUUUAAGGCCCCCCUGCAGUUCCACAACGGCGCGGUGGUCGAGUGUAGGAUGAACAGGACGCACACCACCAUCACCCGCCGUGACGCGAGCAAGUUUGACGGCAUAGUGCCGGAUCAGUAUGGGGACGGCGUGAUGCCUAUCAUCGUCGGGCGCAGCGCGGACGACCCAGAUGGCUACAAAGUCCACCUGAAGAUCGGAGAGACAGCCGUGAUUCCCAACAGGCAGUACAGCAACGAGCUCACCACACCUGGAAACAUCCUCCAGUGCAAGUCGUCGUCCUCCCCCGACGAACACAUCCCCGGACAAUUUCCCCAAGCAGCCACGGACGGCUCCCCAGGCACAAGCUGGCAGCCCGAGUCGGACUCGGCCGCAUCUCUACUCGUGGACCUGUCGUCCACCGGCGACCAGCCCGCCGCGGAGCUCGAACGCGUCCUGCUCGACUUUGCCAAGCGGCCGCCGAAGAACAUCCGCGUCCUCCUCUCCAACGACUCGAGCUUCGCCGACCCGCCGGGGCAGCAGCAGCAACAGCAGCCCCUUGGCCAGUGGAUACCGGUCGCCGUCAGCAGGCCCUGGGUCGCGGCGUCACCCGUGGUGCAGAACGCGGGCAAUAGCACCACCGUCGAGCUGCCGCGCGGCGUGUGGAGCGGGCGGUAUGCCAGGCUGGACGUCGAGGGGUGCUGGGCUGAGGACGGGGCCGGGGCGACUGUUGCGGAGUUCGCGAUUGUUUCCAGGGGCCGUGAUGCUGGCAGGGCUGUGGAACCUGGUGAGGUCGGACACGAUGAGUUGUAA